AUGACUGUCUCUGGCCCGUGGAAAAGAUUCUUUCCUCAUUUGAGGACCCUGCCUGAGGAUGACCAUGACUUUGGAAGCUCAGAGGAUACGACGUCUAUCGAAGGUGAAGAUCAGCCCAUUUUGGAGGUUGUUCAUGAUGAUUCGAAAAAAAGCAGCAUUGAUAGCAUUUCUCCGGACACCGAUACCAGAAAGGAUGUGUCAUUAAACGGCUCUCUGAAUGAAUUGAAGAAAGAUCUACCGUAUGAGCUAAGAGAUGAAGCAGGCCGCAAAUGGUAUAAAUGCUUCGAUGAGUAUGAAUAUAGGCUGAACAAGGAGUAUAAAGAAUCGCGCAAAUGGUAUACGUUUCUUUAUCCAAACCAUGCUACUCAAUCGAAAGCGGAACGCAGGCUUUUGUACAAGCUGGACAUUAUCAUUGCAUUUUACUUUUUGAUUCUGAACUGGUCUAAGUCCGUGGACAGUAAUAACUAUACCAGUGCCUACGUGUCGAACAUGAAAGAGGACUUGGGUAUGAAGGGUAACGAUUACAUCUAUACCAGCACUAUUGCCAAUGUUGGUGCGAUUGUUUUUCAGCUGCCCUUCAUGUAUCUGCUGCCUAGAUUCCCCUCCCAUAUAGUCUUGCCAGUGAUGGACUUGGGCUGGACAUGGUUCACAUUUGCUUGCUACAGGGCUAAGUCACUAGCAGAACUGAGGGCAUACCGAUUUAUCUUGAAUGCGUUUGGAGCUGCUUAUUAUCCAAUGUCGCAGUAUAUAAUGGGAUGCUGGUACGCACCAGACGAGAUCAGCUCAAGGGUUUGCUUGUUCUUCUGCGGGCAACUUCUCGGUGGUGUCACUUCCGGUUUACUACAAGCAAGAAUUUUCAAGAGUCUGGAUGGUGUGCAUGGUUUAGCUGGCUGGAGAUGGAUGUUCUUGAUCGACUCAAUAGCUAUCUCUCUGCCAACCGUUAUUUUAGGUUUUUUCCUGAUCCCUGGCAUCCCUUCUAAAUGUUACUCGCUGUUCCUUUCAGAUGAAGAGAUAAGAAUAGCGCGUGCAAGAAACAGGAGAAAUCAAAUUAACGAUGGUGUUGACAAAUCCAAGCUAAAACCGCUGUGGGACCUAAAUCUCUGGAAGAAAGUAUUUUGCACCCCAACUUUCUGGGUGCUAGUUGUGUUCGACACAUGCUCAUGGAACAAUAUGACGGCUUUUAGUGGUUCGUACACGUUGUGGCUGAAAUCGAAUGCAUCUUAUUCUAUUGAAAGAGUAAACAACUUGAGCGUUCUGCCAGCAUGUUUGGGCUUUAUUUACGUCUUUUUCUGUGCUUGGGGAGCCGAUUUGUUCCGCUGCAAAUGGAUAUUCAUGGUCUUUGCAGCGAUCAUGAACACAAUCUCCUGUGCUAUUCUGAUCAAGUGGGACGUCUCCAGUGGCGCCAAAUGGUUCGCUUUCCUGACGACGUACUUUAGUGUCGCGGCGUCACCUUGUCUGUGGUCAUACAUCAACGACUUCCUCAGAAUGGACCCGCAAGUGAAGGCUAUUACUUGGAUAGCUAUCUACUCGUUCUCUCAGUCAACCUAUGCGUGGAUCCCUACAUUGGCCUGGCAGACCGUUGAGGCUCCAAGAUUUAAGACUGGUUACACCGUUAGUAUUAUCUUCGGCGUGAUCUACGGUCUGUGGACCUUUGUGGUGCUUUACUUCUACAAGAGGAACGAAAAGAGGCUCGCUCUCCAAAAUGGUAUCAUCCUCUAUGAUAGCAGAAAGGGCGAAGAGAUACCAACCUUUGUCAGGACGGAUAUGAAAGAAAAGGACGGCUACUUCUACGUGAAGCACGAAUAA
Molecule: messenger RNA, 1806 nt
Organism: Torulaspora globosa
Lineage: Eukaryota; Fungi; Ascomycota; Saccharomycetes; Saccharomycetales; Saccharomycetaceae
Gene: VHT1
Product: Vht1p
Exons: 1
Coding region: 1-1806 (601 amino acids)
Biological process (GO): transmembrane transport
Cellular component (GO): membrane
Molecular function (GO): transmembrane transporter activity
Source: RefSeq, a predicted model, not a curated record